Molecule: messenger RNA, 3328 nt
Organism: Menidia menidia (Atlantic silverside)
Lineage: Eukaryota; Metazoa; Chordata; Actinopteri; Atheriniformes; Atherinopsidae
Source: the annotation of a GenBank genome assembly
UGAAACUCGUCCGGCGGAAGUUCAGCCCCGGGCCUUGUCACAAAAACAAUGGCGAGCGGAGUCGGCAAACACAAGCUACUGAAUGUGGGGCCUACAGAGCCCUGGUCAGUCAGGGAGAAAUUGUGCCUGGCCUCAUCUGUUAUGAGGAGUGGAGACCAAAACUGGGUGUCUGUAAGCAGAGCCAUCAAGCCUUUCUCAGAGCCUGGCCGUCCCCCCGACUGGUUCUCCCAGAAGCACUGUGCCUCACAAUAUUCGGAGCUACUCGAAGCCACAGAAGCACCCAAGCGUAAGCGUGGCGAGAAGGGUGAGGUGGUCGAGACCAUCGAAGACGUUAUUGUUCGUCGGUUAACUGCUGAGAGGAUAGAGGAACUGAAAAAACUACUGCGUGACACCCAGGAGCAAUACAGGAAACUGAAGAAGGAGGUGGAUCUGAUACAAACGGGUCACAUGGAUCUCCAGCUGAAGGAGUUGUGGACAGAGAUCACACUAAAGAAGAAGCAGGAUGAGGAGGAGGCAGAGCAGAAGAGGAAAGCCACAGAAAUGGCCUACCAAGCUCGUCAGGCGAUCAAAAACGCACCAAAACGUCUCCCCAGCGUAACAGUACGCUCUCCACUGGGGACCAGCCCCUCAGCGAUGGAGUCUCAGACCGACUCCUCAGCUCCAACGCCACCCAUGGACACAGGAGGCGUUGCCUCUGAUGAAAUAACCACCCAAUCAGUAGCACAAGGGGUGGGGGUGUUCCUCCCAGCUGCAGACCCUCCAGGACCAGGACCGAAAGAUGGAGCUGGUCUGGCUGCUCUGGUAGAUGACUCGCCACAGAAGAGACUCCUGUCCCAGAAAGCCACGCCGCCACCUUCGCCUCUUUUAUCAGAACUGCUUAAAAAGGGAAACCUCAUCUCAGCCAGCCCUCGCCUGGUUGCAGAAGGAGACUCCUUAACUAAUGGUGUACAGACCGCCACUGCAGCUACUAUGUUAGCACCAGGUCAUGAGGUCAUUACAGAGGGAGAGGCAGAGGCCGUGGUGAAGGCGGAGCUUGGCGAGGAGGCGGGGCUGGUAGCAGAAGACCUCGUAGCUGUGUCCUACAUUGGCGACGAGCUGGAUCUGGAGACUGUGGGAGACAUCAUUGCCAUAAUAGAGGAAAAGGUGGACGACCCAGUGGAGGCUUUAGAUGCAGCUGCUGUGGAAGCCGCCCUCUCUCUCUGUGAGGAGGCCGUGUCCGAGGGCCACACCCUCCCCGGUCCCUGGGAAACCCAGGAGUUGAAAUCCUUAGACCCCACGCCCACUGUCCAAGAGUCCAGUUCCACACAGGAACUUCAGGACAUGGCCACCAUGACGACGGCCCCGACACCCAGCAGCGUGGAGACCCCAACCCAAACAGAGGUGAAAAGAGAAGAACAGUUUAAGCUAAACAGCGAGGGACCGGAGGUGACGGGGAGCGAUGUCACCUCUUCGGUGGCUUCUGAUGAUGGCGCUAUAGGAAGUGAAGUUGCAGAGGAGGCGCCUACAGUGAAGGAGGCCACUGAAGCUACACUUAAGAGCGAAGGGGAAGAGUGGAGCCAGCCUGAGCCCAAUCCACCCUGCUUAGACUCAGAGGACAGCUCUGUGUCAGGCAAAGAAUCCAAGGAGGUGAAAGAGGAGGAGGCAGGGAGUGAGGGUGACCCAGAAGAAGGCAUGGAGCUGAAGGAGGACUGUGGGGAGGGUGAGGGUCCUUACCUAUCAGAGGUGGAGCGGGCAGCCAGCGAGAGUGAGGACGGCUAUGGUCCACCUUCCCAGCGCUACACUGCUGAUUCCUUGGCCAGCAGCCCAGCCUCUUCCUCCCAGCUCUCUACUUGUGGAGAGGACCAGGAGGCGGUACAGGCACAGAAGAUCUGGAAGAAAGCCAUUAUGCUGGUGUGGAGGGCUGCAGCCAAUCACAGGUAUGCCAGCGUUUUCUUACAACCUGUGUCUGAUGACAUCGCCCCUGGUUACCACAGCAUCGUGCACAGACCAAUGGACCUGUCAGCCAUAAAGAAAAACAUCGAGUCAGGCGUGAUCCGCACCACGGCCGAGUUCCAGCGCGACAUCAUGCUGAUGUUUCAGAAUGCAGUGAUGUACAACUCGUCGGACCAUGACGUCUACCACAUGGCGCUGGAGAUGCAGCGCGACGUCCUGGAGCACGUCCAGCAAUUUCUGGCCACCCAGCUCAUCAUGCAGACCUCAGAAAGCGCCAUCUCCGCCAAGAGCCUCCGUGGCAGGGAGGGAAAUCGUAAGCCGGGGGAGCCGGCCGAGAAGGACGGAGGCACCAGAGGCCGUCGCAGUGCCAUGGAGGCCGACCUCAAAAUGAAGAAGUAAUGGCAGCUUUUAGAGAACACUUGGAAAGAGGAGGAAAGCUAAAAUGGUAGAACGCAGCUCAUGACUGACUGCUCCCUUUGGAUGUGGAUUUUUGGUCUUAGGCGUAGGGUAGGGGGGUGUGUGCAUGUCUGUGAGUGUGUGUCUGAGGGGGGGGGGGCUGGCUGCAUAUUAUAGCUUCCUCUCUGUUCAUAAAGCAAAUGUCUGUGCAGCACUGUGGGAGUCUCCUCCAGAAACAGAACCCCCUCAUGUCCAGCUGCUGAGGUGGAGUGAGAUUUUAUGGGAAUGGGACUUUUUCACCAGCAAAAGUUUUGCUAGGUAUCCAAAAGUAAUGUGUGGGAGGAGAUUCUGUGAGCGUUGAUCACCCGCUUCAUCCGUCUGUUGAUCAUAUCCUGCUUCAACACACAGAAUUGAAUUAGUCCAUCUCCAUUCAUCUAAAAUGACAUCCCCUUCAAAUAAUUAAAUUUGGAUACUUUUUUUCCUAAUUAAUUGAGCAAAAGAUCUUGUUAAAUGAAGAAAAUUAGGUGGCAUCACUUUUGCUUUUCUGCUAAAUGUUUUCAGAGAAAUGGGCUGGAAGACAAACUGGCCAUAGAGGGGAUGCAGUUUGUUAAAAGUAAUGUUUAAAUCUGUGUAGCAAAGCAGUCACCACUCAAAGCAGAUGAGCCGUGUAAUAUUUCUUUGAUGGAUCACCCUGAUGUUUUUCUAGUGAAACAAACUCCCGCAGCUAAAUAAUGCGCAACAAAGAAAGAAGCCCAUUACUUAAUGGGCUCAAACGUGGUGGGUGGAGCUUUGAGUAUUUUCUUGUGAUUCAUCUCCAUUUGUCACUUAGGAUGUAGCCUGUGUGUGCGUGUGUCCGUGGGCUUUGUAAAUGGCAUAAGAAAACAGUUUGUGGUGGGUGUUUAGAAAGAGUUGAAAAGUUUUGUACUUGAGAAAGGAUCGUGUAGUUUGGGUAGCUGAUGUUUUCUGUUGUACAUUUUGUUAAAUAAAGAAUUGAUUUAAA